ACUGGGGCACUGAGAAGGCAGACCAACAGAAGUGCAGUGCAAGCAGCAUGGACUGAUAACACUGUAUCGCCACAAUGACAGUUGAACUCUUCAGUCACUGAAUAACAAGGAGCAAAGCAGUCAGAAAAGCUCAAUGGAACCCAAGCUACGUCACCGCAGGGGGAGAAGUCUCUCUGAGGGGCUGAUGCUGGAGGAAUCCGAGAAGGGAGGAUUGGUUGUCUCCAGCUUUGCUGGUGGCUCCUCUGCCAAUCAUGGACUCAAAGAAGGAGAUGAAAUAGUGGGUGCCACAAUUGACUUUGAUCAACUUUCGAAAAAUGAAGUUUUGAAAUUACUGAAGCUGAUGGAUGAUAAUGGAUUUGAUGAAAAGGUUCAUGUUCUCACAAAAAAUAACUUGAGUAGGAGUAUGGGGAACUUGGACAGCAUCAAAGCCCCAAAUGAGAUGCUGAAUGAUUCCUAUAAAAGACUCUAUAAUGCCAAAAUAAAGAGGUUCAUGAAGGAUGGCAGCCCUGGGACAAAAGGCUCCCCUAAUGGACAGGUGAAAAGCAAGGGACCAAGAUCUCUGAAGGCCAAGGCUAAAGAAAAAGGUGAUUCCCAACUCCCAGUUCUAACCAUGGAUUCCCCAGUUGUCAAGACAACCAAUGCAGUUCCUGCCUACCUAGAGUCUCCAGAUCUUAAAUUAUCUGCUCCAUCAGUUAACCUGGAUUCUCCAUAUCUUGAAACAAAUAUUGAUGCUAUUGAUUCCAAUACGUCUUUACCCAAAGUGAACCUCAAAGUACCUGAUCUUAACCGGAAAGGUAUGGAUCCACUCCCCAAAGAUAUUAAUGUCCCAGAAGUAGAAAUGAGUCAGCCGGAAGGUGUUGUCACUAACCCUACACUCAACAUAAAUGCCCCAAAUCUAGAUAUUGAAAGAAAUGGCAAAGAAUUCAAAAUACCCAACAUUACCCUGCCUGACUUUGGACUCUCUGGACCUGGAAUUAACCGUAAUAUGCAGACCCUGGAUAAAGAUGUAGGAGGAGUGGAUGUCAGUGGUCCCCAUCAAGACCUACAAGCACCAAAUGUUAGUAUGAAUUCAGGGAAAGUCAGAGUCCAGUCCUCCAAAAAACUGAAAAAACCCAACCUUGAUGUAGAUGAUCCUUCUGGUUAUUUUGCAAGUCAAUCAGAUGUUAGUUUGCCUAACCUGAGUAGCCCAAAUAUUGACAUAUCAUCAGGUAGAGUCAAAGUAAAGAAACCAAAUGCAGAGCUCGAAGCUCCUGAUUUUGAUUGGGAUGCCACCUCUGGUAAACUUAACAUUUUUGGAAUCUCUGGCCUAAAAGAUAUGGGCAUUGAUUCUAAUGUAAAAACACCAAAGUUAAGUCUAAAAACUCCUGAGAUAAACGGGGGGCUUGAUGAACCUGACUUGGAUUUUCCUGAAGUCAACCUGAAAGCACUUAAAUUGGAUGUAAACACCCCAGAUAUUGACACUGACUCACCCACAAGCAAAUUCAAAAUGUCUAAACUGGGCAUGAAAGGAACUGAUGCUGACAUUAAUGCCAGUAUAAAAGGGCCAGAUCUAAACCUAAAUGCACCAAAUGUGGACAUAGAUACACCCUUAAUUGAUCUCAAAGGUCCUAAAGUGUCAAAAUCUUCAAACCUGAGGCUCAGUGCUCCAGACAUUAAGGGGGGGAGUGAUAUGUCAAACCUGAAUUUACCAGAUGCAGACUUCAAAGACCCUAAACUAGAUAUCAAUGCUUCAGACUUUAAGGGGAAUGCACCCUCUGGUAAAAUGAAAAUGCCCAAAUUUGGGCUCUCUGGCACAAUACCAAAAGGACCAAAUCUUGAUAUUAAUUUGCCAAAUGAUGACAUCAGUAGCCCGAAACUAGAUGUGAAUGUUCCAGAUGUUGACAUCAAUGCUCCAUCAGGGAAGUUCAAACUGCCCAAAUUUGGUGUCUCUGGACCAAUGGUUAAAGGGCCUGACCUGGAUCUUACAGCCCCCAUGUUUAAAGGGGGAAUUAGUCCCCCAGAUCUGGAUAUGCCUGAUGUGGAUCUGAAAGCUCCAAAACUCAAUUUGAAUGCCCCAGACAUUGACAUUAGUGCAGCCUCUGGUAAACUGAAUACCACUGAAUUUGGGUUCCCGGGCACUAUGCCAAAAGGGACAAAUCUGGACUUGAAUUUACCAGACGUGGACCUCAAAAGCCCUAAACUUGAUAUGAAUUCUCCCAAUGUUGACAUCAAGACACCCUCUGGGAAGUUCAAGAUGCCCACAUUUGGUUUGUCUGGACCAAAACUUAAGACUCCUGAUGUUGAUCUCAAAGUUCCUAAGUUUAAAGGGGGAAUUAGUCCCCCAGAUCUGGAUAUGCCAGAUGUGGAUCUCAAAGCUCCAAAACUAAAUUUGAAUGCCCCAGACUUUGAUAUCAAUGCUCCUUCUGGUAAACUGAAUACACAUGAAUUUGGUCUCUCUGGCACUAUGCCAAAAGGGACAAAUCUGGACUUGAAUCUACCAGAUGUGGACCUAAAUGGCCCUAAACUGGAUGUGAAUGCUCCAGAUGUUGAUAUCAGUGCACCAUCGGGGAAAUUCAAAAUGCCCAAAUUUGGCUUUGCUGGCCCUAAGGUUAAAUCCCCUAAACUGAAUGUUAAAGCCCCAAAGAUAAAGGGAAUUAAUUCUCCUGACAUGAAUUUACCAGACGUGGACCUCAAAAGCCCUAAACUUGAUAUGAAUGCUCCCAAUGUUGACAUCCAUGCACCCACUGGGAAAUUCAAGAUGCCCAAAUUUGGUGUCUCGGGACCAAAAGUCAAGGGGCCUGACUUGGAUCUUUCUGCCCCCAAGUUUAAAGGGGGAAUUAGUUCCCAGGAUUUGGAUAUCCCAGAUGGGGAUCUCAAAGCUCCAAAACUAAAUAUGAAUGCCCCGGACUUUGACAUGAGUGCACACUCUGGUAAACUGAAUAUGCCUCAAUUUGAUCUCUCUAGCACAAUGCCAAAAGGGACAAAUCUGGACUUGAAUUUACCAGAUGUGGACCUAAAUGGCCCAAAACUGGAUGUGAAUGCUCCAGAUGUUGAUAUCAGUGCACCUUCAGGGAAAUUCAAGAUGCCCAAAUUUGGUAUGUCUGGACCACAAGUUAAGGGGCCUGAUUUGGAUCUUUCAGCCCCCAAGUUUAAAGGGGGGAUUAAUUCCCCGGACUUGGAUCUCAAGGGCCCAAAACUAGAUGUGAAUGCCCCAGAUGUUGACAUCAAUCCACCCUCUGGGAAAUUCAAGAUGCCCAAAUUUGGCUUCUCUGGGCCAAAUGUUAAAUCCCCUAAACUGAAUGUUAAAGCCCCAAAGAUAAAGGGAAUUAAUUCAUCUGACAUGAACUUACCAGAUGUAAACCUUAAAAGCCCUAAACUUGAUAUGAAUGCUCCCAAUGUUGACAUCCAUGCACCCACUGGGAAAUUCAAGAUGCCGAAAUUUGGUAUGUCUGGACCAAAAGUUAAGGGGCCUGACUUGGAUCUUUCUGCCCCCAAGUUUAAAGGGGGAGUUAGUUCCCCAGAUUUGGAUCUGCCGGAUGUGAAUCUCAAAACUCCCAAACUAGACAUGAAUGCUCCAGACUUUGACAUGAAUGCUCCAUCUGGUAAAUUCAAGAUGCCCAAAUUUGGUAUGUCUGGACCAAAAGUUAAGGGGCCUGACUUGGAUCUUUCUGCCCCCAAGUUUAAAGGGGGAGUUAGUUCCCCAGAUUUGGAUCUGCCGGAUGUGAAUCUCAAAACUCCCAAACUAGACAUGAAUGCUCCAGACUUUGACAUGAAUGCUCCAUCUGGUAAAUUCAAGAUGCCCAAAUUUGGUAUGUCUGGACCAAAAGUUAAGGGGCCUGACUUGGAUCUUUCUGCCCCCAAGUUUAAAGGGGGAGUUAGUUCCCCAGAUUUGGAUCUGCCGGAUGUGAAUCUCAAAACUCCCAAACUAGACAUGAAUGCUCCAGACUUUGACAUGAAUGCUCCAUCUGGUAAAUUCAAGAUGCCCAAAUUUGGUAUGUCUGGACCAAAAGUUAAGGGGCCUGACUUGGAUCUUUCUGCCCCCAAGUUUAAAGGGGGAGUUAGUUCCCCAGAUUUGGAUCUGCCGGAUGUGAAUCUCAAAACUCCCAAACUAGACAUGAAUGCUCCAGACUUUGACAUGAAUGCUCCAUCUGGUAAAUUCAAGAUGCCCAAAUUUGGUAUGUCUGGACCAAAAGUUAAGGGGCCUGACUUGGAUCUUUCUGCCCCCAAGUUUAAAGGGGGAGUUAGUUCCCCAGAUUUGGAUCUGCCGGAUGUGAAUCUCAAAACUCCCAAACUAGACAUGAAUGCUCCAGACUUUGACAUGAAUGCUCCAUCUGGUAAAUUCAAGAUGCCCAAAUUUGGUAUGUCUGGACCAAAAGUUAAGGGGCCUGACUUGGAUCUUUCUGCCCCCAAGUUUAAAGGGGGAGUUAGUUCCCCAGAUUUGGAUCUGCCGGAUGUGAAUCUCAAAACUCCCAAACUAGACAUGAAUGCUCCAGACUUUGACAUGAAUGCUCCAUCUGGUAAAUUCAAGAUGCCCAAAUUUGGUAUGUCUGGACCAAAAGUUAAGGGGCCUGACUUGGAUCUUUCUGCCCCCAAGUUUAAAGGGGGAGUUAGUUCCCCAGAUUUGGAUCUGCCGGAUGUGAAUCUCAAAACUCCCAAACUAGACAUGAAUGCUCCAGACUUUGACAUGAAUGCUCCAUCUGGUAAAUUCAAGAUGCCCAAAUUUGGUAUGUCUGGACCAAAAGUUAAGGGGCCUGACUUGGAUCUUUCUGCCCCCAAGUUUAAAGGGGGAGUUAGUUCCCCAGAUUUGGAUCUGCCGGAUGUGAAUCUCAAAACUCCCAAACUAGACAUGAAUGCUCCAGACUUUGACAUGAAUGCUCCAUCUGGUAAAUUCAAGAUGCCCAAAUUUGGUAUGUCUGGACCAAAAGUUAAGGGGCCUGACUUGGAUCUUUCUGCCCCCAAGUUUAAAGGGGGAGUUAGUUCCCCAGAUUUGGAUCUGCCGGAUGUGAAUCUCAAAACUCCCAAACUAGACAUGAAUGCUCCAGACUUUGACAUGAAUGCUCCAUCUGGUAAAUUCAAGAUGCCCAAAUUUGGUAUGUCUGGACCAAAAGUUAAGGGGCCUGACUUGGAUCUUUCUGCCCCCAAGUUUAAAGGGGGAGUUAGUUCCCCAGAUUUGGAUCUGCCGGAUGUGAAUCUCAAAACUCCCAAACUAGACAUGAAUGCUCCAGACUUUGACAUGAAUGCUCCAUCUGGUAAAUUCAAGAUGCCCAAAUUUGGUAUGUCUGGACCAAAAGUUAAGGGGCCUGACUUGGAUCUUUCUGCCCCCAAGUUUAAAGGGGGAGUUAGUUCCCCAGAUUUGGAUCUGCCGGAUGUGAAUCUCAAAACUCCCAAACUAGACAUGAAUGCUCCAGACUUUGACAUGAAUGCUCCAUCUGGUAAAUUCAAGAUGCCCAAAUUUGGUAUGUCUGGACCAAAAGUUAAGGGGCCUGACUUGGAUCUUUCUGCCCCCAAGUUUAAAGGGGGAGUUAGUUCCCCAGAUUUGGAUCUGCCGGAUGUGAAUCUCAAAACUCCCAAACUAGACAUGAAUGCUCCAGACUUUGACAUGAAUGCUCCAUCUGGUAAAUUCAAGAUGCCCAAAUUUGGUAUGUCUGGACCAAAAGUUAAGGGGCCUGACUUGGAUCUUUCUGCCCCCAAGUUUAAAGGGGGAGUUAGUUCCCCAGAUUUGGAUCUGCCGGAUGUGAAUCUCAAAACUCCCAAACUUGACAUGAAUGCUCCAGAUUUUGACAUGAAUGCUCCAUCUGGUAAAUUCAAGAUGCCCAAAUUUGGUAUGUCUGGACCAAAAGUUAAGGGGCCUGACUUGGAUCUUUCAGCCCCCAAGUUUAAAGGGGGGAUAAGUUCCCCAGAUUUGGAUCUGCCGGAUGUGAAUCUCAAAACUCCCAAACUAGACAUGAAUGCUCCAGACUUUGACAUUAAUGCUCCAUCUGGUAAAUUCAAGAUGCCCAAAUUUGGUAUGUCUGGACCAAAAGUUAAGGGGCCUGACUUGGAUCUUUCUGCCCCCAAGUUUAAAGGGGGAGUUAGUUCCCCAGAUUUGGAUCUGCCGGAUGUGAAUCUCAAAACUCCCAAACUUGACAUGAAUGCUCCAGACUUUGACAUGAAUGCUCCAUCUGGUAAAUUCAAGAUGCCCAAAUUUGGUAUGUCUGGACCAAAAGUUAAGGGGCCUGACUUGGAUCUUUCAGCCCCCAAGUUUAAAGGGGGGAUAAGUUCCCCGGACUUGGAUCUCAAGGGCCCAAAACUAGAUGUGAAUGCCCCAGACGCUGACAUCAAUCCACCCUCGGGGAAAUUCAAGAUGCCCAUAUUUGGCUUCUCUGGGCCAAAUGUUAAAUCCCCUAAACUGAAUGUAAAAGCCCCAAAGAUAAAGGGAAUUAAUUCACCUGACAUGAAUUUACCAGAUGUGAACCUCAAAAGCCCUAAACUUGAUAUGAAUGCUCCCAAUGUUGACAUCCAUGCACCCACUGGUAAAUUCAAGAUGCCCAAAUUUGGUAUGUCUGGACCAAAGGUUAAGGGGCCUGACUUGGAUCUUUCUGCCCCCAAGUCUAAAGGGGGAGUUAGUUCCCCAGAUUUGGAUCUGCCAGAUGUGGAUCUCAAAGCUCCAAAACUAAAUAUGAAUGCCCCAGACUUUGAUAUCAGUGCCCACUCUGGUAAACUGAAUACACCUCAAUUUGGUCUCUCUGGCACAAUGCCAAAAGGGACAAAUCUGGACUUAAAUUUACCAGAUGUGGACCCCAAGGGCCCAAAACUAGAUGUGAAUGCCCCAGACGUUGACAUCAAUCCACCCUCAGGGAAAUUCAAGAUGCCCAAAUUUGGUUUUUCUGGGCCAAAUUUUAAAUCCCCUAAACAGAAUGUUAAAGCCCCAAAGAUAAAGGGAAUGAAUUCAUCUGACAUGAAUUUACCAGAUGUGAACCUCAAAAGCCCUAAACUUGAUAUGAAUGCUCCCAAUGUUGACAUCCAUGCACCCACUGGGAAAUUCAAGAUGCCCAAAUUUGGUGUCUCUGGACCAAAGGUUAAAUCCCCAAAACUGAAUCUUGAAGCCCCAAAGAUAAAGGGAAUUAAUUCUCCUGACAUGGGUUUACCAGAUGUGAACUUCAAAAGCCCUGAACUAGAUAUGAAUGCUCCCAAUGUUGACAUCAAUGCUCCCUCUGGUAAAUUCAAGAUGCCCAAAUUUGGUGUCUCUGGACCAAAGGUUAAAUCCCCAAAACUGAAUCUUGAAGCCCCAAAGAUAAAGGGAAUUAAUUCUCCUGACAUGGGUUUACCAGAUGUGAACUUCAAAAGCCCUGAACUAGAUAUGAAUGCUCCCAAUGUUGACAUCAAUGCUCCCUCUGGUAAAUUCAAGAUGCCCAAAUUUGGUAUGUCUGGACCAAAAGUUAAGGGUCCUGACUUGGAUCUUUCUGCCCCCAAGUUUAAAGGGGGAAUUAGUUCCCCAGAUUUGGAUCUGCCAGAUGUGAAUCUCAAAACUCCCAAACUAGACAUGAAUGCUCCAGACAUUGACAUUAAUGCUCCCUCUGGUAAAUUCAAGAUGCCCAAAUUUGGUACUUCUAAACCAAAAGUUAAGGGGCCUGAAUUGAAUCUUUCAGCUCCCAAUUUUAAAGGGGGACUUAGUCCCCCAUAUGUGGACAUGCCAGAUGUGGAUCUGAAAGGCCCAAAACUUAAUCUCAGUGCUCCAGAUAGGCCGUCAGGUAGAUUCACAGGUUCAACCCCUGAUUUUGAGGUCAACACUAAUACUUUAGAAAUGCCCAAAAUGCAUACAUUUGGGUUGUCUAGUCAAAAACUACCAGAGGGAUACGUUAAUGGACCAGAGCUAAGCUUGUCAGCCACAAAAGUAAACAAAGGGUUUGAUACUCCAGAUAUAGAUGUACCUAUUCCUUCAGGUAACAUCAAAGGCCCCCAAAGUGAUAUCAAUUUGCCAGACAGUGACAUUGGUGUAUCAUCUUCAAAAUUAAAACUGCCCUCCUUUAAAUUGUCUCAGUUAGGGAACCCCAAUCUUCAAGGGUCAGGAUCAGAUAUAGAAUUUAUGAAAACCCAUGACAUUAACAUUUCUCCUCCAAAGGCUAAAGUGGAACUAAAAGCAUCAGACCUCAUCAGAAGCCCUAAAUACAAAGUGUCAUCUGAUAAUAGACGAAAACCUGAUAUCCCAGGAGGAGCACACAUCAAAGUGCCAGGCCUUGACAUAGAUACCGAUGUGACACUUCCACACAAUAUUAGGAAGCCUAGGAAUGUAAAAGAAAGGGCCAGGUAUCCCACUGCAGAUAUGGAUUUAGCAAAAAUGAAUAACCAAAUGUCUGGUGUAGAUCCGAGAGGUUUGGACCUUAACUUUGAUGAUCCUGGAGGAAAAUUAAACAUUCCAAAAACAUCCAAAUUGGGCAGCCAGAAAAGAACACCAGACCUUGAUAUAGACUCAACUCUUUCUGGUAUUAAAGUCUCUUCACCCAAACUCCCACUCUCAAAUGAUGGAGAAGUGCCUUUACAGAACCCAAGGAUGUCAGAAGAUAAAGGAUACUUUGUCACCGUAUUUCCCAAAAAUCUCAAAGGUGAUGUACCAGGUGGUACUGGGAGCCUGGAAAAAAGCCACAAAGAGUCAAAUCGAAGAUCUCAUACACUCAGAAGUCUUGACUUUGCUGCGUCAAACAUAGACCUUGACGUUCCAGAAGAUGAAAACUUAAAAGGGUCAACAUUUUUGCUUUCAAAAUUUAUAUAGUUUCAGAUAACUGACAAAAUGCAAUACUAGGUUUGUUAGAAUAAAAAACAAUUGUGGAAAACAAUGCAGAAAAUUGUUACAGUGAAUGUAAAAUUUGAUUAAAUGCACGUACUUUGUAUAGACAUUGGUAUUAUGUAAUGAACCUGUUGAAUAUGAAUGUACUAUGUUCUGAUAAGCUGUUUUUGUACUGUACAAAAUGUAUG
Messenger RNA from Esox lucius (northern pike), 8931 nucleotides. Its product is annotated as neuroblast differentiation-associated protein AHNAK. Bases 134 to 8728 code for a protein of 2864 amino acids. NCBI's taxonomy places the organism in Eukaryota, Metazoa, Chordata, Actinopteri, Esociformes, Esocidae. The record is from RefSeq and is a predicted model, not a curated record. The transcript has 4 exons. Gene Ontology annotation, biological process: regulation of RNA splicing. Gene Ontology annotation, cellular component: cytoplasm; nucleus.